Molecule: messenger RNA, 1089 nt
Organism: Aspergillus ruber CBS 135680
Lineage: Eukaryota; Fungi; Ascomycota; Eurotiomycetes; Eurotiales; Aspergillaceae
Exons: 2
Coding region: 1-1089 (362 amino acids)
Source: RefSeq, a predicted model, not a curated record
AUGCCUUCCCUCAACUACAGAGGGGCCGAGAUGGUCGCCAUCGUCACGGUUCUGGUCGGCAUCUCGUUCCUUGCAGUCCUCCUGCGAGUGUAUGCCCGGUUCAAGCGUCAAGUCCGAUUCGGGAUCGACGAUUAUCUGUGUUUCGUUUCGAUGGGCCUCCUGUUUGCCAUGUUGAUCGAGUUGGGUUUAUGGUGCACAAUCGGCGGCGAUGGCAAACACCAAGCCGACCUCGACAUGACAACCAUGCUCAACUUUGGCAAGAUCUUCCUCGCAAACCAGUUCACCUACUUUCUCCUCUGUCCCGCCAUCAAAACCUCCAUCGUGUGCUUCUACCGCCGUGUCUUCACAACCCCCAAAUUCCAACACACGACCUUUGCCCUCAACACCCUCAUCGUCGCCUGGGCCGCGGGCAUCGUCAUCGCCUGUGGUCUGCAGUGCCGCCCUAUCAAAUCCUUCUGGGACCCGCGCGCCGAGGGUAAAUGCUUCGAUCAGAACGAGUUCCUCGUCGUGAAUCAGAUCUUCAACGUCGUUAUCGAUUUUGUGAUUCUUGCGCUGCCCGUGCCGAUGAUUUGGAAUUUGCAGCGCGCGUGGCAGGAUAAGCUUGCGUUGAAUGGUGUCUUUGCGUUGGGUAUCUUCGUUUGCUUUGCGAGUAUCUAUCGUAUUGUCGUGCUGUUCUGGAUCGAUCCCACCGAUACCACGUACACCGUGUACCAAGCGACAUUGUGGACACACAUUGAGCCAUCCAUUGGAUUGAUCUGUUCCUGUUUGCCGAUUAUUCGUGGCCUGUUCCCAAAACUUAGGUUCCCCGGCGGCUCGUCGAAGCAGAAAUAUGGAUACGGCACGGCGCCGUACUACUUGUCCACCAGUGCGUCACAUUUUGCGACGUCCACAGGUCCCAGAUCGCCUGGUAUCGAUUACUAUAUCAAGAUGGAGGAGGGUAUUCUUUCGCGGCCUGAGACACGGAAGGAGGGUGAGGCUAUUGCUUACCCUGCUGAUUCGAAACUCGAUCUUUCUAGCAACGGUGGAAUCGCUGUUCGAACGGAAAUCGAUGUCACCCAAGAUGCAGCCUCAGCCAAGUCUAUCCGAUAG